AUUCCUUUUAUUAAAAAUAACCGCGUUUUCCACCAACUAGGCCUUCUUAACACUCUUCUCGUCCUCGGCGCCCCAUUAGUUCAUCAUUCCGAUGGGUUUAGAUCGAAAAGACAUAAGUUUAGGAGGUCCAAUGCCUUUAGUCUUCCAGAAGAAAAGUAUCUUGUUAAAGCCCUCUAUGAUGAUUUACCCGAAAACGCUAAGAAUCGCUAUCUUCCCAGCAAAAAGGUCGCCAGUAUCAGCUUAACUUCAACCGGCUCCAUCGUCAUUGGUUCAGAUGGUGCUCAUUCCAAAACUCGCUCCAUCAUGCGCCAUCUAGCUCUCGAAGUUGAUCCAUGUCUUGCUUCAGUCUGGGAUCCUGAGCAACCGUUCACGGCGACAUACCGGUGCCUCUGGGGGUCGUUUGAUAGGCCUUCUGACCCGGGCGACAGUUAUGAGACUCAAGGUCGAGGCCGCAGCACCGUCUAUCUUACAGGCAUCAACAAAAGCUGGAUAUUCCUAUACGAGAAACUCCUCCCGGCGCCCGAAGACGAGGGUCAGUUACAGCGAGAAAGAGAUUCAGUCAACUCAAAACAAGCUUUGCGGAUUGACGGC
Clonostachys solani is the source of this 591-nucleotide messenger RNA. Lineage: Eukaryota; Fungi; Ascomycota; Sordariomycetes; Hypocreales; Bionectriaceae. The record is from the annotation of a GenBank genome assembly.